AUGAACGGCGACUUGAGUUUGUCGCGUUCGCUUGGUGGUCUGCGCAUAGCCAAUCCCGACAGCGACGACGAUCAAGACACUCCCACGACACAGCAGCAGCCCCAGACGCUCCCGUAUCAGACGCAGACGCAAACGCAACAAUUGCAUACACCGCCGCCCACCGCUUUGUCCGUCGAAUCUCCCAACAAUAACAACCCUGCUGCGAGUCCCAAUCAGCAACCUCGCUCUACCCCUUCGACUCCAGAUGACCGACCUACCAUCUCCUCGCACUCUGACUCCGAUCAAGUCUAUCGCCAACGUGCCGGCUCGUAUGAGGCCCAGGUUCCUCAAUAUCCCCAAAACCCAAGCAUCUCAUCCGCACGCAUGUCCAACAUGUACACACAUCAGAACGUUUCGAGCACUUCUGCCCUCUCGCAGGCUUCCUCCUACAGAUACCGUGAUGAUGUAUCUUCUCAGUCUGGACUGGCUAGAAGUGCUUCACGAGCUGCAGCCGCUGCCAUGGCUGGGCACCCUCCAGUUCGAUCUGCCAGCCGGAGUUACCGUGGUCCCGACGGCCAAAAUGUCAUGCCACCCAGAAGAAGCUCUAAGCGUGUCACCUCUGGGUACGGCCCUGGCCCAUCAGCUUCUGUAUAUAGCAUCGAGGGAGGCCCGCUACCGAGCAGUGAAGAAUGGAAAGAGCGCGGAGCUGCAGUCUCUACUAGACAAGAAGUCGAUCAAAACGGAAGACCUAUUUCAAAAAUCGUCAAGAAGGGCGUGAACGACUUUCACUUUGGUCGCACUCUAGGAGAGGGUUCAUACAGCACAGUCCUUGCAGCAACCGAUCGUCAAGUUCAUCGCGAGUAUGCUGUCAAAGUUCUCGAUAAACGCCACAUAAUCAAGGAAAAGAAGGUCAAAUACGUCAAUAUUGAGAAGGAUGCUCUGAACCGGCUGACGGAACACCCUGGCAUCGUCCGUCUAUACUAUACAUUCCAAGAUGAGCGCUCGCUAUACUUUGUCCUUGAUCUUGCCAAUGGCGGUGAGUUACUCGGUCACUUGAAAAAGAUGGGCACUUUCGAUGAAGAAUGCACACGGUUCUAUGGCGCCCAGAUUCUCGACUCAAUAGCGUAUAUGCACUCGAAAGGCAUCAUUCAUCGAGACCUUAAACCGGAGAACGUUCUGCUUGAUGAGCAAAUGCACACCAAGAUCACCGACUUUGGAACCGCUAAGAUCCUCGACAUCAAGUCCGCUGGCGGCACGAAUGACGGCUCAGGUGCUGGUGAUCCUUUGGACGGCGUUGAGCAAGAGAGAGCGGUAUCCUUUGUUGGAACUGCAGAGUACGUCAGUCCAGAGCUCUUGACAGACAAGAAUGCCUGCAAAGCAAGUGACCUCUGGGCCUUUGGCUGCAUUCUGUAUCAACUGCUCGCUGGUCGCCCUCCAUUCAAGGCUGGCAACGAGUACCAGACGUUCCAAAAGAUUGUCGCUUUGGACUAUCAUUUCCCAGACGGCUUUCCUGCUGUAGCGCGGGAUCUCAUAGAAAGACUGCUGGUCCUCGAUCCCUCGAAACGUUUGCCCAUUGAACACAUUAAAUCACAUCCUUUCUUCGAAGGUAUUCAGUGGGGUAAAUCUUUGUGGAAGCAAAAAGCACCACGCCUUCGAAGCUACAUGCCUGGACCCACUCAAACUCAGCCCAUCAGGCUUAAUGGUGGAGACCCCAUGAGUUCAGCCCCAGCACCCACUAUACCUGGUAUCCCAACAGUCCCAAGCUCACAUGCAGCUUCACCGCCAACAGCACAAUCCGUACAGCAGAUGCCUCGGCCACAACUUAGAGCUAUAACUGAGCUGGCUCCUCCUAGUCAGCUUGACAUCGACUGGUCACCCGUGCUAACUCGUAACAACGAACGUAUCAUCAAGCUGGGCAAUCUCAACGUCAUCUCGUCCCCAGCUCCGCAUAGUCCAACAUCGAAAGGUGCCGAGGAAGCAUCAAGAAAAUUCUCAAGGUUCUUUGGAGGAGCAACGACCAAGAAACGCCAACGACUUGUUAUGAUAACUUCCAGUGCACGUGUCAUAAUAGCUGCUGCUGGGGGCGACGAGAAGAAGGCAAAGCUUGAUCUCAAUCUGCUUGCUAACGGAACAUCUUGGAAAACUAUUCAAGACAACAAGGGUUUGACAUCCUUUGUCAUCGAUACUCGGGACAAGCAUUUCGCCUUCGAGGAUCCUCGGGCAACUACAUCUGACCCGGAGGGCUCGAAGUAUUCUACCCAGGAGUGGAUGGAAGCCAUCAGCCGCGCGAAGGAUGUUGCACUAUCGCAAUCCAUGGCCAACUCGUACUCGGGCGAGUCUCAGUAUGGCGAUUUGGCAUCAACCAUGUCUAGUCCCACCAGUGCGAGUGGCGGUGAUGGUGGAGGCGAACAGCAGUCAAUUCACUCGGUUCGGAACACUUUACGCAAGGAACCGGGAGACAACGAGAGUGUCAAGAGUAGGAAGCCGCGUUUCAGCAAAAGACACUCGAAGAGCGGGCUGGCAGCUGUCUUCUAA
This is a messenger RNA of Aureobasidium melanogenum CBS 110374, 2514 nucleotides long. Its product is annotated as Pkinase-domain-containing protein. The record is from RefSeq and is a predicted model, not a curated record. Bases 1 to 2514 code for a protein of 837 amino acids. Gene Ontology annotation, molecular function: protein serine/threonine kinase activity; ATP binding. The transcript has 3 exons. NCBI's taxonomy places the organism in Eukaryota, Fungi, Ascomycota, Dothideomycetes, Dothideales, Saccotheciaceae. Gene Ontology annotation, biological process: peptidyl-serine phosphorylation; intracellular signal transduction.